AUGCCUCGCUCGCAGCGGGUUUUGCCAUCCUUCACCCUCGCCCUCGGUGGCUCAGUCACCCUCCGCGACUUUCAGCACGCCUGCAACCGGGAAAUUCAUAUUCCCAUCCAUGCUCUGCCUGACGACGAGAACCUCUUGGUGCGGCGUGUCCGUGACAUACAUCUCCCAGCCACUGAUUUCCCCGUCUUGUCCACAGCGCACGCUCCAGCCUUCAUCGUUUACAAGGCUGACUACUAUCCGGACCCAGAGGCCGCGUCCUUAUUUGGCGAUGCGCAAGAGGAACAAAUCUCAGAAGGCUUCUUUUGGCGACGCCUCAAAGCCGUCCUGCUGAAGAUCAAGGGCUUUGGAGGCCUCUUCACCAUCUGA
This is a messenger RNA of Laccaria bicolor S238N-H82, 366 nucleotides long. RefSeq lists its product as uncharacterized. The transcript is spliced from 4 exons. Lineage: Eukaryota; Fungi; Basidiomycota; Agaricomycetes; Agaricales; Hydnangiaceae. Bases 1 to 366 code for a protein of 121 amino acids. The record is from RefSeq and is a predicted model, not a curated record.